AUGGGCAGUUCGGUGGCUCGUCAAUUGUGUUUACUACUUUUGCUAGUAAUCGGCUUCGUAAAUGGCGCUGAUUACCGACUAGACGGUCGUGUCGUACCCUCGUAUUAUAACCUGACCAUCGGGGUUCUCGCAGAUUCCGCCGAGCCCACUCUCUUCGAUGGCGAAGUGAGCAUUACUCUGCGGGUGGCUGGGAACCUGGAGGUGCCGCAAAUCACUCUACAUGCCGACACACUGGCGAUAUCGGAGUGCUGGCUUCUGGAUUCGGAUGGUGCACAGGUGGAGGCCAUCGAUAUCGGCCGGCUGAUUUAUGAUGGCACCACCCAACAGGUGACAGUUCCACUGGCACAGGCCUUGCAGCCUGGAGGAGAUUAUACGCUCGGGUUCAAGUACACCGGGCACAUUCGCACCGAUAUGGCCGGUCUCUUCUCCGCCAGCUAUGUGGAGCAGGGCACCAAUGCCACCAGGUGGCUGGCCGUCACCCAGAUGCAGCGCAUCAACGCUCGCCUGGUCCUGCCCUGCUUCGAUGAGCCCGCCAUGAAGGCCAAGUUCCAGCUACAGAUUAUCCGACCUAAUGGUUAUCAGGCGAUUGGCAACACCAAGCUAAGGGAAACCACAACGGCAAGUCAGGAUCGUUCCGUGGAUCACUUCGAAGAGACUCCUGUGAUGUCCACAUAUCUGCUGGCUUUCAUGGUGGCCAAUUACUCUGCCCGUGGAAAUGUGAGCGAUUUCGCUGUGCUAACUCGUCCGGAAUUCUUUAAUAACACGGAGUUUAGCUAUAAAGUGGGUCAGCAGGUGGUUCCAGCCUACGAGGAGUUGUUUCGGCUUCCAUAUGCUGGAUUGGGCAAUGAGGUGCUUCAAUAUGCCAGUUCUCCCAGGUUUCCUCACAACGGCAUGGAAAACUGGGGGCUCAUCAUCUUUAGCGAUGACGUCUUGGUUCAGGAAGCCGGAUACACCGACGACUGGUCAGAUAAAGAGUUUGCCAUCCGCAUCAUUGCCCACGAGACUUCGCACAUGUGGUUCGGUGACAGCGUAACCUUCUCCUGGUGGAGCUAUUUCUGGUUAAAUGAGGCCUUUGCCCGCUACUUCGAGUACUUCAUGGCCCACCAGCUCUAUCCUGAGUAUCACUUGGACGAGCAGUUUGUGGUGCGCCAAAUGCAGCUGAUCUUUGCUACGGAUGCUCGGAACAGUACUCAACCUAUGACUAGUCCGGAAUCGGAGAUACAAACUCCGUCGCAGAUUGCCUACAAGUUUAGUGGGAUUACCUAUGCCAAGGGAGCCUGCAUUGUCAGGAUGUGGCGAAAUCUUAUGGGGGCGCAAAACUUUAAUAUCGCCAUUAGAAACUACCUGAAAGAAUACCACUUGGCCAACACAGAACCCAAUGAUUUAUUUUACCACCUCUAUCAAAACUGGCCAAAGAAUAAGAGUGUGGAACUGUACCGAUUUUUCGCCGACUACACGGAGCAGGUGGGAUAUCCCAUGCUGAUUGUGAAUGUUACCAGCGGAAAUAAGUUCGUCUAUGUGGAGCAGCGGCGAUUCCUGCUGAAUCCUGGUGAUGGCAGCAAUGCGACACUAAAGUAUACAGUGCCUAUAACUUAUGCCACUAAUCUGGCGCCAAAUUUCGAUGACCUUACUCCGAGUUCAUAUUUGCACCCUGCCGUGGACUUGCUUCGGCUGUUUUUUGCCGAUCCCAUUGACUGGAUUGUGCUGAACCUGAGACAAUCGAACUACCAGCGAGUGCUCUAUGAUGAAACCCUGACAAAAGGCCUUCAGGUGGCUCUAUCUGCACGGGAUCACAGCGGAAUACCUGUUGAGAAUCGAGCACAGAUCAUCGAUGAUCUUUUCAAUUUCGCACGAGUUGGUUAUGUUGAUUAUUCCGAGGUCUUUGAAUUCCUGGAGUACCUGCGAAACGAGGUGGAUUAUGUGCCCUGGUAUGCUGUCUAUGAAAACCUGAACCUGGUGGCCAAGCGAUUGACACCUGAUCAGCUGCCCGACUUCCGAACAUAUCUCUCUGACAUCACAAAGGCUGUGUUUCAGUCACUUGGAGUUGAUUGGAGUGACCAAGAUACUCCGCUGGAUGUGGCCAAUCGGAAUAAGUUGGUCAAAUGGCUAUGCAGAUACCAGGCCAGCAAUUGCAAUCAAUUGGUUAGCCUGAAAUUCGCAACAUCUGAACAACCAUCGCCGGAUUACAGAGAAACGUUCUUUUGUGCCGCCAGUAGUAGCAGUUACAAUUCAUACACUCUGGUGUGGGCACGGUAUCACUUAGAAACUAGACCUAGUGAAAAGGAACUCCUUUGGUCCGCAGCUAGCUGCACAAGGGACUACGAAACCCAUUACUACAAGAUGAUCAUCACGGGUGCGGAGACUGUUGAACGGAAGAAAAUUGGCUUGGCCCGGUUGUAUGAGGAGAAUCCCGACUUGGUCGAGCCCAUUUUUAAGAUGGUAACUGCCAACAUCACCGAACUCGCCUUAUGUUUGGGCAGCUGGUCGGAAACAGCGGAGGUGAUCAGCGAUAUGGCGGAGUACUUCACCACCAGGAACCAGCAGCAGUUGUUUGAGGAAUUCUUCGAUUGCAACCACCAGCUAUUCGGUCAAUCGGAGGAGGUGCUCUCCAAGGCCAAGGAAUCGGUGGAGCAGAAUCUUCAGUGGGCCGAGAAGCGCCUGGACAGACUGGUGCUCUUCCUGUCCCGCAGGAAUGGCGGUUCCAGCCUGGUUGGCAGUUCCUUGGUGGUGCUACUGUGGGCCUUGGCCAGCCUGUUGGCCUGGCUCUGAUUAGCUAAUAAGUUGUGUGUGUGUGGGGGAAAUAAAGAGAUUUGCCGUGGUCAUGCGCUGCGGGGGAAAUGCC
Messenger RNA from Drosophila rhopaloa, 2842 nucleotides. RefSeq names its product aminopeptidase N. Gene Ontology annotation, molecular function: metalloaminopeptidase activity; peptide binding; zinc ion binding. Lineage: Eukaryota; Metazoa; Arthropoda; Insecta; Diptera; Drosophilidae. Gene Ontology annotation, biological process: peptide catabolic process; proteolysis. Gene Ontology annotation, cellular component: cytoplasm. The record is from RefSeq and is a predicted model, not a curated record. Bases 1 to 2769 code for a protein of 922 amino acids. The transcript has 6 exons.